CCCCGCCAAAUAACUGCACACAUACUCUGCAUACUCUGCAUACCCCCUCGAACCUCGGAGAUGAAGAACUUACUGUGCAUAUGUAUGUAGAGUAUGGGUGCUUUCAUGUGCAUGCGGUGGGGACUGGGGGGUGCGUGCGUGCGUGCGUGCGGGUACAUAAGCGAGCGAGUGAAGUGAAGUGAGGUGAGUGAGUGAGAAAGUCGGUGGGUCGAUGAGGCACGGCAGAGAUGGAUGAUGGAUGGAUCGACGGCGUGUGGAUCCUUGUCGACCUAUCAUCCCGUGCAUACGGAGGAGAGGGGAAGGCAGAGGGGAGUGGAGAGGAGAGAGGUCUGUGCGGGAUCGGGACGGGGACGGGUGCGAGACGGGGACGGGGAUGGGGGGAAGCGUGGUGGUGUCUGUUGUCUUCCUCUCACCUUGAUGUCCCGUUAGACAUGUGCCAUCCAUAUCGCCAUCUAUCCUCCCGCUCCAGCCUGAGUCGCAAUUCGUUCCACUCUGACCACUCAUCGCGUUUUUUUGGUAAGGCAGCACCUCCAAACGUCGUGGACUCCUCGGUGCCAACAGUCGAGACGACGAUACAACGAAACAGAGCGGGAGCGGUAAGGCGCGGCCAUCAAUAUGUAGAGUGCCUCCUCUACUAUGGAUCACAUGUUUCGCCGUUGGUCUUCGCUGCCUACCUAUACGGCACACGUGGCAGCGGCCUGGAUAAGACAUCGAACGGAAUCCACCCCAUCCCUCCCUCCCUCGUGGACAUAGUGACUUUGGUGAUUUUGGUGAAGCAAGCUGGACGAGGGCGGUUGCUGUGUGCUGUGUGCUGUGUGCGUAGCUGUCGUGCGAGUUAUCCCUUCGGAUGGAACGAUGGAACGAUGGACCAGCCCAGCUCUAUUAAAGUGAAUGAUGUCAACAGAUUACUCCGACUAACCGUCCAGUCAAUUAUCGUCUCGCUCGUCUCGUUCGUCUCGAUGGGCGGAGACUGUGGAUAGUGGGAUCGAAAUGAAAAGCCGAGGAACCCAACGAAUGAAGACGAAGAAGAAGAAGAAGGGGAAGAAGAAGACGAAGCCGAGGGGGGGCAGGUCUUUAUCUACACAUGUAAGAAAUGC
Tricharina praecox is the source of this 1097-nucleotide messenger RNA. RefSeq lists its product as uncharacterized. The coding region runs from base 228 to 980 and encodes 250 amino acids. NCBI's taxonomy places the organism in Eukaryota, Fungi, Ascomycota, Pezizomycetes, Pezizales, Pyronemataceae. The record is from RefSeq and is a predicted model, not a curated record. The transcript has a single exon.